Gadus chalcogrammus (walleye pollock) is the source of this 11524-nucleotide messenger RNA. Its product is annotated as xin actin-binding repeat-containing protein 1-like. The transcript is spliced from 4 exons. NCBI's taxonomy places the organism in Eukaryota, Metazoa, Chordata, Actinopteri, Gadiformes, Gadidae. Bases 450 to 4412 code for a protein of 1320 amino acids. The record is from RefSeq and is a predicted model, not a curated record. Gene Ontology annotation, biological process: actin cytoskeleton organization; actin filament organization. Gene Ontology annotation, molecular function: actin filament binding. Gene Ontology annotation, cellular component: stress fiber; focal adhesion.
GUCACUCACUUCUUGCUGCAGAGAGUGCGGUGCAGGGGACUAUAUCAGGGUCAGCUGUCUCUUUAUCAGACAUGACUAGCAGGCAGAGGCUUCACAAGAGAGAGAUGGGCUACACCAGAGCACUCUAUAGCGUGACAGGGUAGCAGCAUACCUAAAGGUUCAUCAGAGACCCUUUCGAAACUGAAUUAAAUGGACAACAUAUACUCAUAAGCGGAUACUUUUGCGCGAGGGGUUGAAGCAAGGGGAGAAGACAGGGAUUGGAAAGGCGCUAAACUCUAUGAUAAGAAGAGGUCCUUUAGCCCGACCAGGGAGACGCUACCCAUUUCUGUGAAGGCCAUAUCUGCUCUUUACCUGUCCCAGACGAGAGCUACCGAACAACGAAACAACAAUACACAACUUGCAAAAGAUAAGUCGGAAAGUGCAAAGCGAACUAAACCAAUUAAGUCAAGAUGGCCGAGGACUGUCAAAGAGCAAAAGACACUCUGGUGCCACCACGUUUGGAUGGCCUUGGCCCAAGAGGGGGUGGAGGAGAUAUCUCUCGGGGGCACGUCCAAACACCUAACAUGCCAUCGCAUCCCGCCAAAGUAAUGUUGCAACAGAAGCGGCAGAAAUGUGAGCUGAGGAGACUUCUCAAACACACUCACCCAGAGCUGAAGACUCUGGACGGGGUGAUGGACGAGGAACUGGCUGAGUUUCUCGAUUUAGAGACAGCUGGUGAAAAGGGAUAUGAGGGAGAGGUCAUCUCUAGAAGGCAGAUGUUUGAAAACUGUGCAGUGAGCAACCCCCAGGGCAACAACGCCCCCAAUCAGCCUGCAGAAGAGGAACCAGCUGAAAGAGGAGAGGUCAUGAGAACAUCUGCCCUGUUUGAUCGGCCAAGGUUGCAGCUUCAAGAAGAUGGCACCAAGGUCACAAUGGCGGGCCCUGAAGGACCCAGAGAUCCUGAUCUCCAAUCAGAGGGCGAGGAACAGAUGGUUAAAGUAGAUGUUCAGUCCACCAGGAGGAUGUUUGAGAGGCAGUCAGUGGAGACCUCAUGGUCAAGUCCAAAAAAGUUAAAAGGUAAAUUGAAGGACACAACUGGAAUGGUGCAAGACCAGAAGUUAAAGAAUAGCACACAAGAGAAUAAAGGCAAAAUCCAAAGCAGUGAGUUCUCAGAAAAACGGAAUCAUGACAAAGGAAUGCAAGCCCCUUAUGAGAAACAGUGCACAAGCCUCAAUACUUCACAAUGUCUGCCAACUUUUAUAGAAGUCCAUACAAGUGAAAGUCUUUUUCAAAACAACCCUUUUAUAACAACAAACAUGGAGCGAGAACCAUACCAGAAGGCCAACCCUCAAAACAACACCUCACUCAACGGUGACCUAACUGAAGCCAGCAGAGCAACUGAGAACUCACCUAGAGCCAAUGUUAAAAACAGAGCCCAUCUCUUUAAUUCAAUGCCAUUUGAUAAGAUCCAGCACCAAAACAAGGAAGAAAUUGAAACAACAGUGGAGAGAAUUAAUGAAACACUAAAUUCCCUCAAUCAUUUUAGAGCAAUACAUUCACAUGGGUACAUCAUUGAAGUGAACGAGACUAUGCUAGCUAAAAAGGCUAAAUAUCUUCUCUCCCCAACCGGGCCAAAGGUGACCUCAGAUGAUUUGGCCGAAGGUGGUGCUCAGAACUUCAUUGUGCAGCUGCUGCCGAGGGCAAAGCUGAAGACUCAAGUUAUGUAUCUGAAGGAAGAUAAACAAGGAAAUGUUGGGUCGACCGUUGUGGAUUCCCCUGUCUACCAGCAUCAGUUCAACCCCUACCAAGAUGUUGAGUUGAGAACAGUCAAUGUGGUACAGCUUAUAGAGGAUAUGCUUAUCCAGGACAACUCUUUCAGUAAGGGAGUGAUUAUUCAAGAGGAUGAGGAUGGAUAUUCUGACGUCACUGUCUAUUCCCUCAAUAAUUAUGCAGAUGGAGAUGUGAAAAGUUAUUGCCCUCCACAAGGCCAUUCUACAAUGACAAACAGAGUAGAACCUACAAUGGUUGAGGAUUUAAAAAACAUCCAUUAUAUUAUAAAAGGAGACGUGAAAUCAACCAUAAGCUGUCUCUUGGCAUCAAAUGAGGAUCGAGUUGUCACAGAAUCAUUCAGACCUGAUGUGCCGAUGAAAGGAAACGUGAUGCUAUUUAGGAACUGCAUUGAGAAGGGUGAUUACGAGUAUUUGAAAACACUUAAGGCAGAGCCCCGAGAGCAAGAACUAUCUGGAGUCUACAUGGAGACUGAUGGUAAAAUAGGAGAGCAUCAAUGGGAUGUAGGGGGUAUAGAGCAGGCUGCAGUAGAAAAAAAAGCACAGCCAAACAGGUUGUUUGCAAAUGAAAGCUGUGUCCAAUUGCAACAACUGCCCCUUGAUGAUGCUGACUACUCAAACAUGUGUAAAGACAUCAUUGAUGAAGGAAGGACAUCUUUUGACAUAUGUGACAACGGGACCACCUCAGGUCAGAUGCCAAACACCUUGAGUGAGUCUAGCCCUCAAGAGCAACCGAAGAUAUGUGAGUUCAGGACAGCACCAAGAGGGUUAACUCUGUGUGCCAAUGCACAGAGGGAGGACGUGAUCCUUCAAGCUGAGUUAAUUGAGGAUGUAGAUUACGAAGAUGAAAUAUCCAUCCUUCAAGCUGCAAUCCAAAGUCUUCGACAAGUUACACUUGACGCUAAGGCCCUUCAUCGUGCAACACUAGAGAAAGAAGCGUUAAAACAAGAAAACCCAAAGCCACAGAUAACUUAUAGAGUACAAUCUGAUCUUAAGACUGUAGAAAUACAACCAGGAAUCUCUCAAAAGAAUAUGCAAGAUGAUAAGAUGUCCUGUGAAAGAGAACCAUCUACAUCCAAAUCCAGCAUUGCCACAAAACUUGACUCAGAAGGGGAAACCAAACAUAUGAGGCCUGCAGACUUUCAGUCCAAAGAAAUGCAUUCUACUGAUACUGGAGCUCUCCAGAUAGAUGACUUAGAAGCUGUGACUAUGUCAGCACCGAGUUCCGCAACAAAAAGUCAGGAAGAAGAAAGUGAAAUGGUUGGUGGUCUUCAAGCAGCCUUAGAUUCCUUAGCAAGGUCAAGUGUUAAUGUUAGCAGAGGUGAUUUCAGAGCAGCCAUGAUAUACAAAACAUCAAGCAAAUCAAAAAAGAAACGCAUGAAAAAUGUGGAAGAUGCAUCUUCUAAGAUGGCCACAGAAAUACAAUUCAGCUCAACAGAAUCAAAACCAGAACCAUGUGACACAUUAAGUCCUGUAGCAGUGGUCAAACUGGCCACUGAAGACGUGGGUGGACUAUAUACUAAAUUAGCCUGCCCAGAUAAAACUGCCAACGACCCAGAACAUAGCACCUCAAAAAACAAUAAGGUUUGUCCUAAACCAGCCAUUCCACCUAAACCUGAGCAUUUAUGGUUGAAAGGGGAUGAUAGGGAUGAUAUAGAAAACAGUACUGUGGUAGCUGAGAUGAAAAUACAUUGUAGGGAAGAGCAAUGUCUCGGGGUAUCUAUACCAAGUAGAGAUGUGCCCGGGAGGGGUUUGUCUGGGAAAGCCAAAGAUUUAAUUUCAAGUGCUUCUGAUUCUGAAAAACCUGAAGUAUCUGAGAAAGUUGUUGAAGUUAGUAUAGGUCAGAAAUUGCAAACCAAAAAACCAGUUGAAAUUACUGAUGGGGAAGUAGAUGAGGCGAAAAUUGAUUUCCAAAAGUCUCUUAAGAAAUUCGACCACGCAAUUAAGGUUUCCUUGAAAACUGCCCCUACCAAGCCAAAGAGAUUGAAAGCAAACCAAAACAAAGGCACAACAUUGCAACAGACAUCUAGUGAUAAUGUGACGCCCAAGCAACAAUUUACACAUCCGUCAUGCAGUAAGUCAAAUAACCAAGUUAUGAUGCGGGAAAAGAAAGUGAAAAUGGAGACAGAAGAGGCAAGGCGCCUGAGGCUGUCCGUUCACAUGGAUGAGAUUGUCAGAGGAAACAUCACUGCAGCCACGGAGAUAUUUGAUCAUAUGCGAAAACAAGAAGAACUGCAGGAAAUGCUAAAUACGGUAGAAGAAAUGGAGCAGGACACUAGCAAUGUGGACGUUAGGGCCCUCAGGGGGAUAUUUGAGAAGGUGCCAGCCUGGGGAGAAGGAGCUCAACACAAGAAGGAAAAGCCAGCAAAGGUAGAACAGCCAGUGGAGAGGUCAUUAUCAAUUAAGCCUGAUGCUGAAAGCAUGUCACAAAGGGCCCAUGUUUUUGGAGAUCUGGAAAGAACAAGUGAGGAGGUCAAGAAUCUGAAGGAACAGACCUUGGCCCGUCUUCUAGACAUUGAGGAUGCCAUAAAGAAAGCUCUGUAUUCUGUUUCAACUUUGAAAUCAGACUCUGACAUUGCAGGUUUAUCAGGCCUGUUCAAAGAGUCUUUGAGGAAAGUGCAUGGUUCUACAAAACUGGCAACAUAAGGAAAUUAGCAGCAGACAUAGUCUGAGGAGAACAGAGAGCUAAUCCUCCAUUUUCACCUGCUUUCGUCUCUAUUGAGGCUGCCAUGAGAAAAAACGAUGAGCCACGAAUGCAAUCAAUGGUGAUCAUGAAGUACCCCACCGGUCAACCCAGCCCGAAAGCCGAGGAGAAAUCCGGAAAAACACAAGCCUAAAAUGUGACGGACCAACUCAAUACAAAACAGGGUUAACCUUAGAGUAAGCAAUCGGGCAUCUUAUUUUUCGUAUAACAAUCCAUCAAAUAGCCCCUUUGCACCACAACAUAAGAUCAGCGUGAUUGACCACAUAUCCCGAAAUCCGGAUUUGCAUCAACAGUAGACCUUGUUUUUUAAAGAUGAUAAACGUAUAAAAUUAACAAAUAAUGUGUCAGGUCACCAGAUAUCCAAAAUGCUUUAUUCCCAUUAGAGGUUAAAUUGAUCUUAAAGACUAGAAAAACAUAGUAUGUAUCUAUUCCCAAAUCAAUAAAAGACUAUCAACAUAUUUUCUUUCCCUCAGUCAUACAGUAGGUUGUGUUGAUUUCCUUUAGGAAUUCAUAAGUUUGUUUCUUUAUUGAUUGACAUGUUCAUUUGUUUAAUUUCAAAGAUAGAUUAACUUGUUUUUGGAAUUUAUGUUUUUGGACCAGAUUCUAAAUGAAAGUGGUUUUACUCUUUAUUGUUGUUAGAUGGGUCAUAGGUAAUCUUUUUCAUAUCACGCAUGCUUUUUUUAUCCCUCAACAGUUUCAACCAUCUAGUCAAGAAAUGUGUUCAGUUUGCUUGAAACCAGUUUAUCCAAUGGAGAAAAUUGUGGCAGACAUACACAUUUUUCACAAAAUGUGUUUCUGUUGUAAGCAUUGCAAGAAGACACUAAGGUGAGGUAAUGGGUACAAUACUCAAAAAUCAAACUGUUAUCUAGACCAAUUCAACAUUUUUACUCUGUUUCAUUAAUUAAUUAAAUCAUAUUGAGUCAACUCUUAAUCCAUAAAAUCGACAGAUUUAUCUUUAUUUGAAAUUAAUUAAUAAUUAUAAAUUAUUUUCUACAUAUAAUUAAUUCAAAUUAUUCAAAUGUACCAUGGCUUACGGUUUUGGAACAAACUGAGAAAUCAGUGAACACAGCUAAAUCAGUUUAUCUCAGAUUAGACUGUUCAGGUCAACCGGAUAAUGAAGAUAUUAAACUACAGGUUACUGACAACCUGUGUCCUAUUGUAGCAUCCAAAGUUACACCCCACUGCAUGGCAGCUACUACUGCAUAUUUCACUACCAGCAGUUGUUUAAAAGAAAAGGAAAUUACGAUGAGGGCUUCGGUCACACUCAACACAAGACCCAAUGGCUUCUGAAGACUACUGUCGAUGAAUCUGAGGCGUAACACGUGAUUUAAAAGUUGUGUCACAGUAAUAAUGAUCUAAACUGUGUGAGUCAACGCAUCAAACAAAUUGUACUUUAUUGUAGGGCUGUGGUAUACAAGACAUUUAUUUUUCAUUUUAAAAAGGCUAACAUGAUCGUUACCAUGAUAACAUGGAUUGAUUCAACUGUUGGAGCCUACUGUAAAGAUCACUACAGUUGAUAAGGUUUUGGUCGACUGGUCAACUCCCUUGCAGAAACGUAUCAAUGAUUUUACUUCAGUGUGUACAUUCGUUUUGAUGGCUGCGUUUGUUGUAUGAAUGUUUAAAUGUGAUAAUGUGCAAUGUUUCUUCUCAAACUGUGCCUAUUUGAAACCAUCCAGAGAAGAACCAGUUUAUUUAAUCCUAGCAACUAUAUAUUUGUAAAGUAUGUCUAAAUAAUCUUGCAGAUUUAAGUUUUCAUAUUCAAUAAAAUCAUUAACUCUUUUGUGACUUCAAUGAAUGGCAAAGUGGCAAGAUAAUUUAUUAAUUUCGAUUUUCUGUUGCUGAGCAAUGAAAAUGAUCAUGUUUUUUGUUAUGAAUCAUUUAUUUCCGUUGAUUUAACUUGCUUGCAAGGGAAUUCAGUAUCAGAACUCCCAUCCGGUUGUUUUCUAAAAAAUAACAGAAAUGAAAAAUUAUAAGGUCAUAUUAGUUUUUGGUUUUUCAAUAAAAGUAGGUAUUUUUCACCAACCAACACUUUACUUAUUAUUUUAGUAUUUAGUCUAUCUUGCUUAAGGCUUAUGCCUAAAGGUAGACUGCUGCAGACAUUGGGGUUGAAACCCAGAACCGCAUGCUCACUCCAUGUACGUUGUUGUGAAACCACCGUAUGUACUGACCUCUGUUCUGUGUGGUCCUGGAGUUCCACAUUGAGGGUCUCGGGCAGCAGAAAGCAGAGCAACCCGCCUAUUAAGGGAAGGGUGCCAUACAACACCAUAGGGAUGGCAGGGUGGUAGACCUGUAGUAGUCUGAUGAGAGGAGCUAGGAUGGCCCCAAUACGACCACACAUGAGAUUUAUACCAACCCCACUCUGCCUGCCAGGAACAAUAGAGAACAAGGAAAAACAUGAAUACAAAUUAUAAAGGACACUUUUUUUUAUUAACACUUAACUAUUCUGAGUGGGACAUUGAUUUUAAGGGAAGUAAACACUUUCACAAGCCCACUACACAAUCAACAGAAAUCGACAAUACCUUUUUUUUACAACCAAGAAGUUGCUCUACAAUAGCCAGCACACAUACAUUCUCAUUUCCUCUCUAUAGCUAUAUCUAUCUGCAUUACUCUUUAAAUUAUUGAAUGUAUUUUUGUUAUGUCUUACCUUACAGUAGUCGGGUAUAUUUCUGCAGUGUAAACAUAGAUGACGGAAUAGGCAGCGGUGGCUCCAAACUUCCCAAGUGCAGCGACGACUGUCGUAGCCGCAGAAAAGUCUGGUGGUCAAAAUGAAUCAUUACAUAUGCUAUAUAAAUAUGCAUUCAGCUGAUGAUAGGCUGCAGAAGGUUUGGCCAGUAGCUACCAUUUGGAAUCGCAACCAUCACAAGGCAAGCACUGCCCGUAAAAAACAGAGUCGCGACUUGACAUUUUCUCCUCCCAAAGUACUCAAUGAGUACAGCACUGCCGAUGCAUGCAGGAAUGUCUACAAGGCCAAAGAUGAACUGAGUGAGGUAGAUAUCCACGCCAAAACUGCCAACAUUGAGGCUGAUUCCAUAGUACACCAGACUUGCUCCAAACCUAGAAACAAAAGUGAAGACACAUGGUAAAAGUUAUAUUGACGGAAAUAUUGAUUACAUAUACAUUUUGCUGGAGUGCAAAUAUUUAUUGUCAUGAUUAUUGAUUAAUAGUGUUUCAACAUAUGUAUCUGAGUCAUACUCACCAGAUAAAACUCAUGACGAGAACACGUUUACUUAUAUAUGACACCCUAAAAAUGUCAAACAUGCCUGUGCUUUUUGACACGUUCUUAGUCUCCAAGUCAGCUUCCAACUAAACAAGGAAAUAUCAAGGUUGUCUUUUUGUGUCUGCCAAGAAUACUUAUUGAUUGUGGAUGUGAUUCCUAUUGAAGGAGGUAAAAGUGGGGCAUAGGUCGCUCACCUGGCUGAGCAUGGCCUCAGAGAUUGUUCUUCCGUUCACCCUGGCUGCCCUCAGGACCUCCUUUUGCGCCUCCUUCACCCUGCCCUGGGUCAAAAGCCAGCGGGCUGAUUCAGGCAUGAGCCUGGAAGGUCAUACAGAUCAAACAUAACUAAACUGACAAAAUCACUGAAGUACAGAAUUUCUUCCAAACAUUUUAGGACUGGACCCCACUUGGGGUCUCAGAAAAUUGCAGAUUUAUAAGCUUUAGAAAUCUCAUGGUGCAUUUUUCAUAAUUAAAUUAAACUAAAAAGCUAAAGGUUGAAAAUACUCAUAAGGUUCCUGUACUUUUAUGAGACUGCCUUCUGUUGUGGUAAAUUAUCCAAGUCAAAUGGAAAUUACUUAUCAAAAAUACCUGAUAACAUAUGCUACUGUGAUAAUGAAGAUAGUAGGAAGUAAGAGGCUCAGGGUUACACUGUAGAAUAGAAGGGUUCACAGACCAGUAUCCGGCUAGAAGUAACAGGAUCAGAGGGGUUGAAAACACCAGGUGUAGAAUCCUCCAAUCACGGAUAAAAUAGGCAACGCCUGACAUCAUCAUCAGUCCAACAGAAAAAAAGGAAAGUGAAGAGAUAGUGACAAAACCCCGUUUUGAGGUACAGGUCCACUCCACCCCUUUAAAGCAAAAACACAACAGUGUCAUUUCAAUGAAGGAUCUAUCCCUGGCAUAUGAUAUAAAAGUAAAUAAGGGAACAAUGAGAACAAAAUAGCAAUCUUUUGUCUAUAUGCCAAUGAAUUCUAAAAUAAUUCACCAAAUGAUUGAUGUAUUAAUCAGUAUUAAGGAAGUAAUAAUACAUAAUUAACGCAAUAUCUUCCCGGUGACAGUUAACUGAAUUGACCUGAUUAGAACAAAAUAAGGACAGGUCGUCUACUUACCUAUGACAUAAGAAUUAAUCCAAACACCAGAAACUGCGGCACCAAGGACAAAUCGAAGUGCAAUGUAAACAUAGAUGUUUGGUGAGAAAGCCGAGGCAACACCAAACAAGAGCUGGAGAAACAAACUGAGCAGGGCAACAUACCGGCGGCCAAACCUGCAAAAAUCAGAAGAACAAUGGAUUCAUUCACUCAAAACAUGAUGAUGAAAUUAUGCUAUUCCAAUGGAUACUUUUUACAUAACAUUCUUAAUUUACCACGUAUUUUCAAAACAUACAUUUGGAAAUAUUUGCAUAGUAUAUACUUAUUUUUAUUAUUCAUGAUGUGAGAAGCAAGACCCACAAGCAGUCUUAAUACCUGUCAGCCAUUGCUCCAAAUACCAGCCCUCCAAGCAGAAGUCCUCCCAUGUAAAUGGACUGGGUUGCCUCGUUUAAACCGCUGUCGUCACACACUAGAUUAAACUGACCAAGGGGAACAUAGAAGAAUACAAUUACAUUGUAUCGGCGCGCAGGGGAGACAAAUUGAAUGUACAUUGAUGCACUUAACUGCCCUCCUCCAACUAUCAAGCUCUCUUUCAACGUUUAACUUUUAAUGUAUUCAAACUAGGCAUUUGAUGAACCAUCCGUCUUUCAUUGUCCAUCACAUAUUAGGUGGAUCACUAAGUUCUUUUAAGGGCACUAAUUGCUCCAAACCACUGGUGGUUUGGACACAAACACAUAAAUUGAAGCCUGGCAAGAGAGAUUCUUGUAGGCUUGCAAUCUCGCUGUUCAAGCUGCCUUGCAAAGUUAUAUGUUGUAUCAAAGAAGAUUGUUUGUACAAAAAAAUUACACAUUAGUAACAUCAACAAACUAAGAAAGAACAAAUGAAGUACCAAAUACAAUAAGGUUUAAAUUGUGAAAAUAAUGACAAUGAUUUCAACUUGGAUACUAUCACUUUCUGAAUCUCCAUAGUUAUUAUAGGUAAGGCAUCUUGUGGUUGAAUCUUAGAUAGUGUACCUUUUAAUAAACAAUGAUUAAAAAUUACGGUAAUGUUAUAUAUUAUCAAUGGCAUUUGAUGAGUAAUUUUUGAGAUUCAAACAACAUUUGUGGACUAAAAAGCAAAUUUAGAAUUCAGUCGCUUACCUCUUUCAUAUAACUGGAAGUGCUUUCAGGCAUUUUGUAAACCCAUCCUUCGAGGCAAUUUGUGGUACUAUUAAUCCCGUAUGCUUCAAUCGUUUCUAAAUCCAAAUCCACAGGUGUGAACAUCGUGCAGCUGUCAUACUCCCCAUCUUCUCUAGUGGGGAUGGUAAGGUUGAGUUGCUUUUCGUAUGUCAAGUUAGGGCUAAUGGCAAAUAUCCAAUUGGUGUUGCAGUGGUGUGGGAAGUUCUGUCCAGUAAAAACUGAAAGAAAGGUCUCCACACCAAUAGAAAUGUUCAAAAUAAGCAGUAACACCGUCAUUCGUUUCUGGAAGAAUCCAAAUCCCCCAAUUUCCUCGAGGAUUAGUUCAAACCUGUUCAUAAUGAUACCAGACGAAGCCCUUUCUGUGUGUGAAUGAUUAAUGGCCUGCUGGAAGCAGAUUAUGAAGAAAAAAAGUUGCAAAGCUUUGCAAGUCCAGCAGCAAGUUUGUAAAAGCUCAUCCACAUACCCACUUUCCACUGAGUGCUGAAGGGAUUGUCCUGGAUGUGGUGCUUAUAGGUCUGCUGUGAGGUAAAUUGACCUUCCUACAGCAGCGUGCAUGAGCCAUUAUAGUAAUAAUAAUAAAAAGAUAAUUUUUCAAUAGUAAGCUAUGUGACCUGAUUGCCACUAUCUGUAUCUUAGAAUAACAACUCCAAAGCUCCACUUGAGCCAGCUGAAUAUAAAUUCUCGGACUAGACAAGUGUCAACGCACACCUUUUACUUAAUGAUGAACAACUUACUUAAAGAUGAAAGAUUAAAUAAUGAUGUCAUUCCUUUUACUUUUGUACUUUUUCUGACAGUAUGAUCCCACCUCUCUGAUGCUUUGUUGAUAUUUUUCGCUGAGAUGUGAGGGGUCAGGAUUCAAAGGUCCAUCAAUCUACCCUUAGUUAAAGAAUUAUUUCAAAACUGGACCCGAAACUCCAGUUUUGGAGAAUAAAUUAAGAUUCUGGUGCUUUUCCUUAAGAUACCACCUUUUAUUUGUUAUUUUUUUGUAUGUAACUUUGAAUCAUAAUUUUGUCAAUUUUAACCAUAGCACCAAAUAAUAUUAAUUUAAGUAAUGUAUUAAUAUUGUAUAUUGUGCUAGCAAAUGCACGUGGCACACACCACAUCUGUCAUGAUCUUGUAUCUCAGUCAUCUCAUUCACUCCACUCAGUCAUCUCAUUUCACGUUAGCUCCCAUUGUUUUUCCACCGGCCCCUCCUUCUCCUCACCUGCCUGCCUGCCACUCUCCACUCAUCAGCCCAACUCUCCUCACCUGUUUGCGCUCAGCUGCCUCUGAUCACUAACCAACCCGGUAUGUAGAAUCCUCUCUCAGUUCACUCAGUGCCAGAUUGUCCUAUGUCUUUAGUACUAGUCUCUCCAGCUUUUUCCAAAAUGAAUCCCCGUUAUUGACCCUGCCUGUCCCCGACCUGCCUGCUCUGUCUCUGUCCCGGUGAUGGACUCUGCCUUCCGCCCCCGACAACAGAUCCUGCCUGCCUCCUGCCUGCUCCUAUCAGUAAAUAAAACACAUAACUGACGGUAAUGCUUUAUAUUCAGGUCCUUGUAAUAAGCCUUUGUUAAAGGCUAAAAAGACACUUGUUAUAU